Messenger RNA from Cygnus olor (mute swan), 1847 nucleotides. RefSeq names its product cyclin H (gene CCNH). Lineage: Eukaryota; Metazoa; Chordata; Aves; Anseriformes; Anatidae. Gene Ontology annotation, cellular component: transcription factor TFIIK complex; nucleus. Gene Ontology annotation, biological process: regulation of cyclin-dependent protein serine/threonine kinase activity; DNA-templated transcription; regulation of transcription by RNA polymerase II. The transcript has 8 exons. Gene Ontology annotation, molecular function: cyclin-dependent protein serine/threonine kinase regulator activity. The record is from RefSeq and is a predicted model, not a curated record. Bases 905 to 1699 code for a protein of 264 amino acids.
UCCCCGACGCGUUUCGUGUGCCUUGGCAUUGCUCGUCUGACUCCUGGGAGCACGAAUAUCCCUUUAUUUUCCACCUCGCCGGUGCUGCACAUCGCGUUUCAGGCUGCUUUCUCUCUCCCUUUGUUUUCUGGAUAGUGCACCAGUCUUAGAAACAGUAAUUUCUCAGCUUCGUUUGUUUCCUGUGGCUGUAAUGCUUGCAUUGGGUAACAUUUUCCUUUCCCCUUCCAUCAUCAAGGAAUAGAAACAAAUCUAGAGCUUUUCAAUGAUACAGUUCAUGAUACAAAUGUUUCAAUUCAUUGAAAUUGAUUUCAGUGAGUUAGUGAGACAAUAAAACAGCCUCGAUGCUGCAGGGGGAGCUGGAGAGGUCCCAAAGCUGAGGUGUAGUUUUUUUUCCGGCACUGGUGUGCAUCUGAGCAAAGUGUGCUAGUUCAGGCACCUGUACUAGCUUGGAACAAAGGACCUCUGAGGUGACUUACCUUGAAGGCAGAAGAGUGCAGUAAGGGGGAGGGAGCUGAAGCAGGGACUUAAACCGUGCUCCUUCUGCCAGCUAGUCAUUCAGAAGUAUCCCCAUCAGUCAUCUCCCUUUCUGGCCACUGUGGUGAAUAACGAAAAUAGUAUCUUGCUUAAAAAUGCAUUUACUAUGCAUCAUUAGGCUGCCACUAUAUGCUGUAUGAAACCUGGCCUUAUAUUUGAGAAUUGGCUGCCUUAAGUCAGUGUGCUGAGUCAGACUUCCCAAGUAACAGGUUUGAAGUACCUGAUUUCAUGCUGGUGGGUUUCAGAUCAGUGGGAAAUUCAGUGUUGACAGGCUGAGGUACUUACAGACACCCAGAGAAGUGUCACUUUUAAACACGCGGGAAAAUUGACCUUCACUGUCUUUUAAAUUUCAUGUCAAUGUCAGAUUCUCAUGAAGAUGCCAUCAACUUUUUGCACAGUCUUCUUACAUGUAUGUCUAAAAAUGGCAGAAAAGGGAACAGCUUGCAUGUAUUUCAAACGCUUUUACCUCAACAACUCAGUGAUGGAGUAUCAUCCUCGGAUAAUAAUGCUAACAUGUGCGUUUUUGGCCUGUAAAGUAGAUGAAUUUAAUGUGUCCAGUGCACAGUUUGUUGGUAACCUUCGGGAAAGCCCUCUUGGACAAGAAAAAGCUCUUGAACAGAUACUGGAAUAUGAACUGCUACUUAUUCAGCAGCUGAACUUCCAUCUUAUCGUGCACAAUCCAUACAGGCCGUUUGAGGGAUUUCUAAUUGAUUUGAAGACUCGUUAUCCAAUGCUGGAGAAUCCUGAAGUGUUGAGGAAAACGGCUGAUGACUUUCUCAAUCGAGUGGCUCUGACAGAUGCAUAUCUACUCUUUACUCCCUCACAGAUAGCUCUCACUGCUAUCCUAUCUAGUGCUUCAAGAGCGGGAAUUAAUAUGGAGAGUUACUUAUCAGAAAGCCUUAUGCUGAAAGAAAACAGAAAAUUCUUGGCCAAGUUACUAGAUAGCAUGAAAUGCAUGAAAAAUCUUAUAAAGAAAUAUGAACUGCCAAGGCCUGAAGAGGUUGCUGCUCUAAAACAGAAAUUAGAGAAGUGUCACAGUCCGGAGUUUUCACUUAAUACCAACCUGAAGAAGAGGAAAGGUUGUGAAGAUGGUGACUAUAAUGCAAAAAAGCCUAAAAUGGAUGAGGAAGAAUGGACGGAUGAUGAGCUUGUGGAUUUGAUGUAACCCUGAGGAUGGAAUCCUACCACUGCAGUAUCCACUGUCCUGUGAUGUGUAAACCUGUCUGCCAAAGGUUUAUGAAGCCUGUAGCAUGAGGUAUUUGUUCUGUUGCUAUUUAAUAUCUUUGCAAUAAAGCAUUUUAUACUGUUCAAUU